Molecule: messenger RNA, 1571 nt
Organism: Mollisia scopiformis
Lineage: Eukaryota; Fungi; Ascomycota; Leotiomycetes; Helotiales; Mollisiaceae
Exons: 1
Coding region: 477-1427 (316 amino acids)
Source: RefSeq, a predicted model, not a curated record
CUACAAGUUGUGAGGUGCGAUGAAGUGAGGUAAAGUGAGUCUCCACUACUCCAGACAACUAACUGCCUCAUCCUGCAUAGCUUGCUCCACUAUGACUAUGCUUAACAAGUUACGGGUACACCGUGCUCGAGUCCCGGUUUGACAAGUGAACAGUCAACGGCCCAUCCACGCCGCCACGAUCGCUAUCCCUCACUACUUUGACUCUGGAUCAUCAAUCCUCAUAGUGCAUUACAGCACCGGACGCUGAAGGAAAUUAAACGAUUAAUCACUGUUGUGAAUGUGCUCUGUUGAUCGAGGCCUCUUUGAAUGCCCUCCAACGCAUCUCAUCGUCAGUCAGCUGCUGUUGACCUCUUCCCUGGCAACGAUGAUCAUGAUCGCAUACCAACCAUCCCCCAUCACAUCCUAUCCCAUCCCAUACCUGAUACCUGAUACCUGGUUCGAAUCGGCCUCUCGUCUUCUCUUGCCUCGUAAAUCUGAUGUUGCUCUUUGUUGUUGUUGCUGCUGUUGUCAUCGACUCAUCGCGACAGGUGCAUUUAGUGGUGGAAGUGCAUCCAAUGAUCGCAUGGUUCGGGGGCAUAGGAAAAGCAACCACAUCGCCGACAAGAGCAAAACCGAGGUGGCCUACAUUGCCUCUGCCCCAGCCCCAACCGCAACCAAACAGCAGCGCAUGGAGAUGGCACCAGCACCGUCCUAUCCUGCGCGCGCUUUACCUUCUGAGCCCCUGCAAGUGCCCGCGGUUGACAGAUUCGGAAAAAGUGUGGCCGAGGUCGAUAGAGCGAACAGACGGUAGCCACCUGGUGCACACUCGUGAAAAAGUCUCUUUCCUUUCCUCGGAGGCAAGCCGCCGUGAUGCCUGGUCCUGCUGCUGGUCUUGCUGCUGCUGCUGCUGCUGCUGCUGCUCCUGGUCCUGGCCCUGGUCGCUCCUGGUCCGUUCACCAGAUCGCUCGCUCGCUCGUCUGUCUUGCUCUGUCUGUGUCUCUCUCUGCCUUGCCCUUCUUCCUUGCACCCCACCUUGUGCGUUAAGCUUGGUGGAUUUUUUACUUCCUUCACUUCCUUUUCCCACUUCCACUCUCACAUCCUGUCCCAGAUUGCCCCCCAUCCAUCAUCCAUCAUCCAUCAUCCAUCAUCCAUCCCCCCCCUUCCUCGCCCUUGUCGCCUCGUCUCUCUCGUCUCCAAACUUCACUCCCCCAGUCUCUUCUUCGGCCCCAAGUAUCAUCAACUGUCGAACGGUCGAAGCAGCAAUAAUAUCGAGCUCCGUCCAAUUGCUGACUACUGCUGGCUCGCAGGGGUACGGCACCCACUGGAGCUUGCCUCGAAUAGUCACUAAUUCUCGGAUCCUGGUCUCUCCACAGUCCAGAGCAAUAAACUCCAGAUCAUGCCCUCUAUUCUCUUUUUCUCUCCAUGCAAACCCCGCCAUAAUAAUAUAAUUGCUGGCCCUGUCACUCGGUGGCGCUGACCGCGGAUUCGACUCUUGUUUCUCUCUCCACAAAGUGCCUCACACAGAGGACCCUGCUGAUGAUCAAGGAGACCAAGCAUAUCCCGGACCGCAUCGAGCAGAUAUAGAUAGAUGC